Messenger RNA from Lymnaea stagnalis (great pond snail), 338 nucleotides. The record is from the annotation of a GenBank genome assembly. Lineage: Eukaryota; Metazoa; Mollusca; Gastropoda; Lymnaeidae.
UCAAUAUCAGCAUUUCUUAAAAUGGUUCUGGGAAAAAAAAGUGACAAAGAAGUGAAAGGUGUGAGAAUCAGAAACAAUACAGUUGGCAGAAGAAUAGACGAAAUGAGUGAAGAUAAUGAAAUACAACUUGUUGAAAAGCGGAAAACAAAGAGAUUCUCAUUGCACAUGGAUAAAUCAACAUCGAGAGGCAGUGAGGCUAUAGUGAUAACUCACGUAAGAUAUAUUGAUAAAUGAAAUUUUGCUGGAGAAAUGCUCUUCUUUAAAUCAUUAGAAAGCACCACUGCCGCCUAAAUUAUAUAUAUAAUGAGAUAAAAAAUUACUUAGAUGUCAAUAAUGUA